GAGCAAGGGAGAAUUCGAGGCCUGCUGGAUUCCAAAAGAACGCAGAAACAAUGCAGGAGGACCAAUGCCAGUUCAUGUCCAACCAUUCGGCUUAGAACGUAGUGUAACCGUAGACCUCAGCCAGUAACCGAUAGGAGGCUAGAUGCACCGAAUUUCCGACGUGCGCGCGUGCAGCUCCAGUUCGUAGCUCCCAGGUAGUGCAGAAUCGCACGGGGAUGGCGCGGCCAGAGCAGCUGACUCGCGGUCGUCGCGUGCUGCUCGUCUCGACGUCCAUCGUCGCCGCCUUUCUCACUGCAGGCGUCACCUUCGGGUACUCGGGCAUCCUCCCCGCGCUCACGGGGCAAGUCGGCGCCUUCAGCGACGCGUGUCAGGCGGGCGAACCCGCGCCAUGCGCGCGACAGAUGAACCUGCUCAACGCGGCAUACACCCUCAGCAUGUUCACCAACAGCGCGAGCGCCAUCGUGGUGGGUCUCGUUCUCGACCGCACCGGGCCUCGCCGCACCUCGCUCCUCGGCACCGCCAUCUUUGCUGCCGGCCUCCUCGCCCUCGCCGGCGCUGCCGCCUUCGCGCCCGGGCCCCCCUAUACCGCCCCGCUGCCUAGUACUAACACCCCGCCGCCCAGUACAGACAGCGCCAAUGCCACAGCGGCUGCGCCAGCGGCGGCAGACGUGGCGAAGCUGAGUGUUGGCGCGGCAGGCACAGGUGCGCCUCCAAGAGGGUUGAUGCGGUCGGAAGCGGAGCGGAUCGGGAAAGCGCCCCUGGGCCCGUGGGCGCAGCUGACGGGAGGGAGAAAAACGCAUCUGGCGCGAGAAGUUGCGUGCAUGAUCAACUUCUGUGUGCUCGUGCCGCGCCUCUCCUCCGCCAUCAUCAGCGCGCAGGCGGGCGCCUUCGAGGCGUCCGCGCUCGUGCUCUUCCUGCUCGGCCUCGCCGUCGCGCGCCUCCGCCUCCCCCUCGCCGCGCUCUCCCUCGCCUACUGCCUCGUGCCCCUCGCCCUCGCCGCCCUUGCCGCGGCCACCUUCCCCAACCGGCCGUUCGGCGCCGCCAGGAUCAGUGCGGCGCAGCAUGGAAGCGAUGAGGGGGCGGACGGCGGAGGGGCGGCAGCAGCAACAACAGCAGGAGGAGCAGGAGAGGAAGGAGCUGCAGCAGGUAUUCCACCCCCGCCUGACAUCUUCAACUCCACGCUCAAGCUGCAGCUCAGGUCGGCCCUGUUCUGGGUGCACCUGGCGGUGUCGGCAUACCUCGUGCUGCGCUCCAACUUCUUCAUUGCCGCCGUUAACGCCCACAUCCAACACACCGUGCUCCUCCUCAUGGGCAUCCCUCCCGCAACCCCCGCCACCGAGCUUCCAUCCGACGCCACCGCGCAAAUCGCCCGCUACAUCGACAUAUUCAACAUCGUGCUCGCGGCGGGCGGCGUGCUGGCUGUGCCGCUGGCGGGGUGGAGCAUGGAGCGGCCGGGGCUGCCGUUCAGCUUCGGCGUGACCACGCUGCUGUGCGCACUCUGCUCCGCUGUUCAGAUGGCCGCAUCCGUGGUGCCGCUUCCCGUGCAGCUUGUGGCCUUCGUAGCCUUCGCCAUCGCCAGGGCCUUCAUCUACAGCACCAUGGCUGCAUAUGUGGGCUCUCUCUUUGGCUUCCGGAACUUUGGGCGGCUGUAUGGGAUCAACCGCCUAGGAGGAGCGUUUCUGACAGUGCUGCAAUAUCCUCUAAUGAGCGUGUGUGAAUCCUCCACAGGUGCACAGUUCGUUGUGGUGAACGGUAUCUUCCUCAUUAUAGAGCUCAUUCUAACAGCCACGUUUCCAUACUACCUCUCAGUAGCCAUGUAUGAAUAUUUUUGGAGACCACCACAAAGAUUAUAUGGUGGAAAGAAGUAGAGCAACGGGAGUUUGAGGCUGUUAUUUAGCAUGUACCAUUAUU
Messenger RNA from Closterium sp. NIES-67, 1911 nucleotides. The record is from the annotation of a GenBank genome assembly. Lineage: Eukaryota; Viridiplantae; Streptophyta; Zygnematophyceae; Desmidiales; Closteriaceae.